Molecule: messenger RNA, 4090 nt
Organism: Ceratina calcarata
Lineage: Eukaryota; Metazoa; Arthropoda; Insecta; Hymenoptera; Apidae
Gene: CkIIalpha
Product: casein kinase II subunit alpha
Exons: 8
Coding region: 798-2216 (472 amino acids)
Biological process (GO): peptidyl-threonine phosphorylation; peptidyl-serine phosphorylation; regulation of cell cycle
Cellular component (GO): cytosol; nucleus; protein kinase CK2 complex
Molecular function (GO): protein serine/threonine kinase activity; ATP binding
Source: RefSeq, a predicted model, not a curated record
GGAACGACUACUAGUAGUACUCUGUGUGUUCACAAUCAAUAGAUAUCUAUAAGGAUUAUGCAGUUCAUUCGUUGUAAUAGCAGAACACGUUUUUUUUUCGCUUGUUUAUUUUCCCCUUAUUUUAAGAUCUGUCCUUUCCCUCGUCUACUUUAUGCAAUAUCACAAUAAUUUUUGCUAAAGUUGUUUUGAUUCUUCUAACCAUAUAUCUAGUUUUUCCAAUCGCAUUUAAAUAAAUGUUACAUAAAUACUUUUAAUGAAAUGUAAAGUAAACAAUUCGCGAAUGAAUUUAGUUGAAUCCUUCAUCAUUUUUAUGUAGAACGUGUUAUAUGAAUCUGCGAUUGGUUAGCCAAGCUUUAGCAUGUUACUGCAAUUUUAUGAUGAAUAGUAUUCAUUUUUAUAAUUCAUGUAAACAGUUUCAAGUUUCUCAAGGUGUAAUCAAUAGGAUAUAAUUGAAUUUUAUUUUCCAUUGUUGUAAUCACUUCUUGAGUGAAAUAGAAGAUACAUGUUACGUGAACGAUGCACUCUUAUCGUUAGUAUCUAUAAGUAAAUCAAUUAUAAAGGAAUAUGAAUGUAAUGUUUGGCUGUUAUAAUGCAACAGAAAUAUUAGUAAUGUCUGUGGUAGUUCGUAUAUAAAGAUUCAAUGAUACAUGCCCAUAUACUUAACAAUUUCUUGUAUUCUCUUUGUCCAACUGUUAUCCUAUUUAAUGUGAUUUUUUUCUUGUUUGUUCGAUAACUCAGACAACAGUGAAAGAAUAGCAAUCCGAAAAACAAAUAGUAGUAGUGAUUUAUCAGAGAACAUGGCACUACCCAGUAGAGCGCGAGUUUACACUGAUGUAAAUUCACACAAACCCAGAGAUUACUGGGACUAUGAAUCUUAUGUUGUCGAUUGGGGACAACAAGAUGAUUAUCAACUAGUAAGAAAAUUAGGCAGAGGAAAAUAUAGCGAAGUAUUUGAAGCUAUUAAUAUAACGAAUAAUGAAAAAUGCGUUGUAAAAAUUUUGAAGCCUGUAAAAAAGAAGAAAAUAAAAAGGGAGAUAAAAAUCUUAGAAAAUCUGAAAGGUGGGACCAACAUAAUUACACUCCAAGCUGUUGUCAAAGAUCCAGUAUCGAGGACACCGGCACUGAUAUUCGAACAUGUUAACAACACAGAUUUCAAGCAAUUAUACCAGACGCUAACAGACUACGACAUAAGAUACUACCUCUACGAAUUAUUAAAAGCAUUAGAUUAUUGCCAUAGUAUGGGAAUAAUGCAUAGGGACGUCAAACCGCACAACGUUAUGAUAGAUCACGAAAAUCGGAAGUUGCGGUUAAUCGACUGGGGUCUAGCGGAGUUUUAUCAUCCUGGUCAAGAGUAUAAUGUACGAGUAGCGUCGCGUUAUUUCAAAGGUCCCGAACUACUCGUAGAUUAUCAGAUGUACGAUUAUUCAUUAGAUAUGUGGUCACUUGGAUGCAUGCUUGCGAGUAUGAUAUUCAGGAAAGAACCGUUUUUUCAUGGACACGAUAAUUACGACCAACUAGUUAGAAUUGCGAAGGUCCUUGGAACCGAGGAACUGUUCGAAUAUCUUGAAAAGUACCACAUUGAAUUGGAUCCCCGUUUCAAUGAUAUCUUAGGCCGACAUUCGCGUAAACGUUGGGAACGUUUCAUGCACUCGGAGAAUCAACAUUUGGUGUCACACGAGAGUCUCGACUUUCUUGACAAACUUCUGCGCUAUGAUCAUUUCGAAAGACUUACUGCACGCGAAGCUAUGGAGCAUCCUUAUUUUUAUCCGAUAGUAAAAGACCAAGGUCGACUAAACAUGGUAUCAUCAUCACCUACUCCCAUAACAGGUUCGUUACCUGUAGGUAUCGGUAUUUCGCGCGAGGGGCUUGAUCCCAUCCCUAGGCGUGACUGUGAGCGGCGUAUCGGUUCAUGGAAUAAACCGACAGAAAAGUGUGACGAGACCAGUUGGAAAUGGGACACAGAAAGCGAUGAAGUAUUCAUCACGACCGUUACAUCUUUUUCACGCAGUUCACGUCUUUUCACUACUAAUAACGUACUAAAAAAAGUUGAUCCUUCCACUCCGCUUGAGCCAACAAAAUUGCGAAGAGGAAAGAAAGUGAUGAUCAUUCGUGCGAUGGUGGACCACCUCUUAUGUAAAUGGCAAUUAUAUUCUGACGUGGUAUAUAAAGUUCUAUAUUUUAGACAUUCCUUGUUUUUCAUCCCGGUUAUUACUUGAAAGAGAAAUCGUGUCUCACGUAUCUACUGGUAAACAUAAUCUACGAUAUGUGCAAUUCGAAGUGUUUUAACGGCAACGAAGAACGAAAGGAGCGAAGGCGCUGCGUACCGAAAAGAUAAUCGACAACGGCUGAGCUUCAUCGAAACGAUUCAGGAACGGAAGAGAAAGUUAAACGAUACCAAAAUAUUCAAAUAGUAUAUACGUGCUCCGCCCAUAUUGGUUGGUGUGCGUGUGCUGUCAAAUAACUGUGUCACACACUUAUUUUCAUUAUCUUUUUCCGUUUUUUUAUCAUUUCUAUUGUGUUUCGUUGACGCUGCUACUAAUGUCACCACCACGGUAAAUCCGUAUUGAUUCGUGUACGGAUGCGAGCUAGAUCAUGUUACAUACGUCGCUUACGAGGAUCGUCCGUUCUGAAUGCGAGAUUGUCGUAAGACAAGAAAUAAUGCAAAACAGACGAAAAGGAGUCACGUGUAUUUGCAUUCACACAGAAACGCGUGCGAACACAGACACACACAGAGAAAGAGGGAGAGAGAGAGAGACAGACACGUACACGUAGCACAUACAUGUGCUUACACUUUACAUGUACCUUAGGCCGCUCGGUUUAGUACUUUUAACGAUGAAAAAAAAAAUGUUCGUUUAUAUCUGAUACAAUAAUAGUUGAAUAAAAUGUUUGUUAUAGCCAAGUAUUCUUUAUGCUCUGUGAAUACCUGUGUAAUCCAGUAAUUGAUGUUACCAAACGACACUGGUAAUGGCAUUAUCGAUCGAAUGGUGUUUUAGAUCGUACCAUGUCGAGGACGCAUUUCGUAAUUUUAUAGACCUUGUUACGCCCAUACUUCUACAGAUGUUUCUACUUUGUGUAACACGUUAUAUCGAACUGUAGCCAGUUUUGUAAUUUAACUUUUGACUGACUCGAAACAGAACAUUCACAGGCACCUCUUUUAAAAAAAAAAAACACUUGGCGCCAGCAGAAGCCUACGUACAUGAACAAAAACGAUGCACGACGACGAGAGAAUAAAAUUAAAAGAAAAAAAAACCAUUCGUAUUGCUGUAAAUUGUACGCUUUAUUGCGAGCUAAUAUGUAAUGUUUAAAUACCGGCAACCGAAUCGAUCGACGAGCUGACUUCGUAAAUACAGCAUUACCAAUGCGUUUCUUAUGAAUUUGAACAUGUAAUUAUACUCAUAUACGAACGUAAGCCAGUCUAUUAUGUACAUUUCAACAAAAAGAUUUACUUCGAGAGAAAGAGGGAGAGCGAGAGCGAGAGACGAGAGAGACGUACUUUUAAUUAAAAGAAUGUAUAGGAAUAGAACACACUCCACUUGUACACCAUUGUCCUUUCGUAUUAUUUCGAAAGAAUUCGUCAGUUCCUAUACGUAUUAAAUUGCGCGUAAAGUACGGUCAAUUCAUUAUAUAUAUAUAUAUAANUUUUAUUUUUCAAUAACGCAUAAAAAAUAUAUAUAUACAUAUACACGGACGAGCAAGCGAAGAGUAAGUACGUAGAUGCGAUUAGCGAAUACUGCGAUACUUAGUAGUAAUAAUUAAUGAUGUAAAAAAAAGAGAGAUACUUUGUGUACGAGUAUAAAUUAUAAAUAUACAUUUUAUUUAUUCCGCUUGAACGGUGGUCGUGGAAUGUUUGAUUUCAAGUAGUUUUUUAUCGCAAUGGCAAGAACGGCGCAAAGAAUGUAAUUGUUUAUCCAAGUUUGAUAAAUUAUCCUGUUCAUAUACGUUAAGUUUACGAUAAUCUAGUUUAGUUUUAUAGGGGAAAAGCAAGAACUAUUGAAUGACUAUUAUUUAAAGUCUACAAGUGAACUUGAAUCAUACGGAUUAAAAUAACGAAUUGUCACUAAUGUAAUUAAUAUAUUAUGCUAAAUUUUAA